This is a messenger RNA of Colletotrichum phormii, 1061 nucleotides long. RefSeq lists its product as uncharacterized. The transcript is spliced from 4 exons. The record is from RefSeq and is a predicted model, not a curated record. NCBI's taxonomy places the organism in Eukaryota, Fungi, Ascomycota, Sordariomycetes, Glomerellales, Glomerellaceae. The coding region runs from base 241 to 975 and encodes 244 amino acids. Gene Ontology annotation, molecular function: oxidoreductase activity.
GUGCGAGCUUCCUACGUGUAAGUUCUCCUCCAGAUACCCCGUGCUACCUCAUCAGAAACAAUCUCCGCUCGAAUACUUGCCUAUGAAGUUUGGCUGUCGCUAUGCCGCAGACUGGUAUCUCUACUUUAUUAGAGGGACGAAGGAAGGCAUCAAAUAUGCUUGUUCAUAGUAGAGACUAACUUUUCGCAAUCGUACCCUGGCACACAUUUACUUCACGCGAGUACUAUUUUCCAUCACACCAUGUCUUCCUUCCAAGGCAAAGUUAUCGCAAUCACCGGCGCCGGCUCCGGCAUGGGCUUGUCAACGGCCCAGCUCCUAGCCUCCCGCGGCGCUAAGCUAUCAUUGGCGGAUAUCAACGAAGACUCUCUCAAGGAAGCAAUCUCGUCUCUUGAGGAUAGUGCAAGCCACAUGUACGAAGUUGUCGACGUAAGGAAAGGCGAUGUCGUCAACACUUGGAUUCAAAAUACAGUCACGAAGUUUGGGAAGCUUGACGGGGCUGUCAACAUGGCUGGCGUCAUUACCCACGCCACUCCCGUCGCGGAGCUCACAGACAAGGAUUGGGAUUUCGUCUUUGAAGUCAAUGCUAAAGGUGUCUUCAACUGUCUGAGGUCCCAAUUAGGAGCCAUGUCUGCGGGAGGCAGUAUAGUAUCUGCGGCCAGUGUUUUCGGCCAGUUUGGAGCUCCUGGCAACGCUGCAUACUGUGCCAGCAAGGCAGCUGUCAUUGGCUUGUCAAGAACAGCAGCCAAAGAAAACCAAAACAUUCGUGUGAAUUGCGUGUCACCUGGUAACUCUGUCAACACGCCGUUGUCUCGUGGAGAGAAUCCAGAAGAUGUGAAACGCGGUCUACAAGUAACCGCGCAGAAGAGAAGAGCAGAGCCUAUUGAGAUUGCUCGCGUUAUCGCAUUUCUUCUCAGUGACGAGGCCUCUUUCGUCACAGGAGCUGUGUACAAUGUUGAUGGCGGUUGGGUUUGUUAAGCAUCGUACUGUUGAAGAAUGGUGCUUGUCUUGGGCUUUGUGUCUGAAGGAGACUCAUGAAUUUUCGUCAACGAAUCUCUAGAUUU